AUAACUAGAGGGAGGGAUUCGGCUCUUUCUUACUCUUCUCUGACUCCCCGGGGUCGCGGGUCGGUCUCUCAGUUUCUCGCUCUUCUCGGAGCUCCGCGUCCCACUAGGAUUGGCCGAAUACAGACACGAGUAGCGCUGGGGGGAGGGAGCCGAGGAGCGGCCGGAGAUUCCGCGUGGAUUUGGCUCUUUAUCUCUCUGGGAUUAUUCAGGGGACACAUUCAUGUUCUCUCUCCCGGAUUCGCUGUCCCGGGGCGGCCUGAGUCUGAAGGAGGAGCCGUUACCUGCCGCCCUGUCCUCCGUCCGCUCCUGGAUCCAGAGCCCGGGGAUUGUGGCCUCCAGCUCCGCCGCGCACAGUGGGAUAGGCCUGGCCCGAGCUCAUUUUGAGAAGCAGCCUCCUUCCAACCUGCGCAAGUCCAAUUUCUUCCACUUUGUCCUGGCGCUUUAUGACCGACAGGGACAGCCGGUGGAGAUCGAGAGAACGUCCUUCAUUGACUUUGUGGAAAAAGAUAAAGAGCACAGUGGGGAAAAGACCAACAAUGGAAUCCAUUACAGGCUGCAGCUUCUCUACAGCAACGGGCUCAGGACAGAGCAGGACCUGUACGUCCGUCUCAUUGACUCCAUGUCCAAACAGCCAAUCAUCUAUGAGGGACAGGACAAGAACCCAGAGAUGUGCCGAGUGCUGCUCACCCAUGAGAUCAUGUGCAGUCGGUGUUGUGACAAGAAGAGCUGCGGGAACCGAAAUGAGACACCCUCGGAUCCAGUGAUCAUAGACAGAUUCUUUCUUAAGUUCUUCUUGAAAUGCAACCAGAACUGUCUGAAGAAUGCAGGGAAUCCUCGGGAUAUGAGAAGGUUUCAGGUCGUGCUUUCUACAACAAUUACUGUUGAUGGGCAUAUACUUGCAGUAUCAGACAAUAUGUUUGUUCAUAACAACUCUAAACACGGCAGAAGAGCUCGCAGACUGGAUCCCACUGAAGCAGCUACUCCCUGCAUUAAAGCUGUCAGCCCAAGUGAAGGCUGGACCAGCGGAGGUGCAACUGUCAUUCUUAUAGGAGAUAAUUUCUUUGAUGGGCUGCAGGUUGUGUUUGGCACAAUGCUGGUAUGGAGUGAGCUGAUCACACCGUAUGCCAUACGAGUCCAGACGCCCCCAAGGCACAUACCAGGAGUGGUGGAAGUCACUUUAUCCUACAAGUCUAAGCACUUUUGUAAAGGUGUCCCGGGACGGUUUGUCUAUACAGCGCUGAACGAGCCAACUAUUGACUAUGGAUUCCAGAGGCUACAGAAGGUGGUUCCCAGGCACCCGGGAGACCCAGAGCGAUUACCCAAGGAGGUGUUAUUGAAGAGAGCAGCAGAUAUGGUGGAGGCUCUGUAUGGAAUGCCGCACAAUAACCAGGAUAUUAUCCUGAAACAAGCUGCGGACAUGGCUGAAGCCUUGUAUAGCGUUCCCCGUAACUCCAAUCAGCUUUCCUCGCUGACACUCAAUCACCCCCACUCAGGCAGGAUGGGAGUCAACUCCUUUGGUAGCCAACUGGCCAUCAACAUUGCUGAAGCCUCCCAGGCAUCUGAACAAGGUUACACCCGGAACACAAAUAGCGUCUCCCCACGUGGUUAUGUACCCAGCUCAACCCCACAACAUUCUAAUUACAACACCAUCACCUCCACCAUGAAUGGAUAUGGAGGGACAGCCAUGACCAGUCUCGGAGUACCUGGAUCUCCGAGCUUCCUUAAUGUCUCCACGGCUAAUUCUCCAUAUGCAAUUAUGCCAGCGAGUCCCCCACUUGGAGUAUCUUCCAUCACCCUCCCAUCUAGCGCCAACUCUGCUACACCUGCAGGAGUCUUUUCCUUCUCUCCAGUCAACAUGAUCUCCGCGGUCAAACAAAAGAGUGCCUUUGCGCCUGUAGUGAGGCCGCAGCCUUCCCCUCCACCAACCUGCACAAGCUCCAGUGCAAACAACCUCCAAGCCAUGUCUGGCCUUAUUGUGCCACCAAUGUAGAUGAAGACACCUAAAACCCAAGGAAGAGUAACCACACAAAGGAAAAUCAUUUCCCCUUCUGCCACAGUAGGUAAGGUGGACCCUGGCACUAGUGUAACAUCUUCAUGUUGGGCUGCAGAUCCUGGAGAUGAAGAAACUGGAAAGCCAGGAUCUGCCACAUUGUGGUUUGUGGAACCAACUGAGAUGGAUCAUUCCACCUUCCUUGAAACCCAUAAUUUGCCUAUAAGAGAAGGGGCUGAAAUCCAUGGAAAAGGUCAUAUUGUGCCUUUUCAUUUCUGCCUUUGAUAAAGGACAUUUACACUUUGAGGACCAAACAACUUUCUUUCUUUCUUUUUCUCAAGUCAAGUCUGUUGCAGACCAUUUUUUCCUAUUACGGUGAAUUAACUGGAACUUGUAAUUUCUGAUAAUGGCUAAAGACAUGUAAUCAUCCUUAAGACCAAUCACUUUCCUCCACUGUCCUUUCAUUGUUCAUUGAAACUGGAUCCUAUGAAGAACUUACACGCAUGAGACAGGGCUAUCACAUGGUAACUUCAAACAAAGAGAUAGAAAGAGAGAGAUGUGGGAAGAACGAGCCCUUAAAAGCUUUCCUGGUGUGUAUGAAGGAUGGAUUCUGAAGAACCAUUUUUGAGGUCCAUCAUCACUGAUGGACCAUUUUCUCUUGUGUGUCAUCCUCAUUUUCAACUGCACUGUGACAUUGCCUUUGUAGUACUUACCCAUACAAAGUACAGAAUGCUGAAAUGAUUUACUGGUCAUGGGGGCAAAACAAGUCUUAUCUACUGUGCUUUCCUUCUGACCCUCUUUGAAACUGCUCUAACUUGUAAUGCAAAAGUAAAUGAGCACAAAAUGUACAUGGACCAGACAAAAAUUCAGGUUAUAGAUAAAUCUUUUUGGACGGUCAAUGGUAAUACCGAAGCUUAUUUCAUUGUUAUUGAGCCCAAGAACACAGCAACACAGACAUCAAAGGCAUAACUGUGAUUUGUUUUUACACAAACUCCACAAUAGAACCUUGUUGACUACUUUUAUACAUUCAACCCCAAACCCAACACAAAGCACAUGGGAAAGAGCUGAGCCCUCCUACCGACAAGAACCUUGUAGACAUUAAUGGUUAGUUACUUCCAAUACACCUUCCUUUAGGCUCCUUACUCUUGCAAUUGGUAGUGGAGACAUAUUUGUGUAAUGCUGUUUCUAAUCCAAUGGCUUUAGGCAUGAAAAUAAAGGGCUAGGUUAGAGACACAGAAGGUUUCCAGUGCUCAGACAACACUUUCCUUAUUUAUAAUGACUUGUAUUUAUUCACCCUCUCCUAUCCCCUAGUUCAGAGGCAUUGCUGUAGCCUGUUUGUAUAUUUGUGUGCAAUAAAUUCCUACUGCAACAGGCCUCUGAAGAGCAACCAUUCCCCCUUGUUGUAUCAAUAAAGAAUCUUCUUCCUCACUCUUUAAGCACCUCCACUAGACUCACUAAAAUAAGAUGGGGGAGGGUGGGGGAUGUAAGAAAAAAUCCACACAAUCCUUAUAAGUGAUAAGUGUAGAUUCUAUGUGUAAAAUAUAUGCAUAUCUUGUUGUGAAAGUAAGACGACCAAUUAGUGGUAAGCUGUGCCUGCAUUCUCACAAUUCCCACUGGCUUCCAUCUUGUUUCUCUUCUGUACAAAAGAACAAGAAACAAGUCUCCAUAUCUCUAUGGCCAACGUAGAAUGUGCAGGAAUAUCCUCUACAGCUCCUACCCAUGGAAGAGAUUCAAUGACUGUACAAUAGGUACAUGUGUCAUAGGUUAGGAACCAAUUCAAUUGCCAAUCAGUUUUCGUCGGCCAAGGUUUUUUUUUUUAAAUCUAGUUUAAUUAAUUCUUCAUCUUCCAGUCUUUCCAUCAACUGACUGCAUUUCUCCAGUAUGACAGCUAUCUGGCUACUUAACUGUGGAUGGGCCUGGAUGUUGGAUUUUCUGGUGGUCCCUAGGAGGCCCAGUCUGACACCAACAUCUACAAUGGUUUGAGGGACAGACUGCAAGUUGAUCAGGAGAGGACCUGAAAAAAAAAAAGGAAAGUAGUAAAAUAGACCUUGCUUCCUAUGCUGUGACGUUGGUGUAUUUUCUGGGACAUAUAUCACUUACCCAUAUUGGUGGGACAUAAUGAAAAGUAGGAAGUCCUUUGGUGAAUCAGGGUCAUAACUAGGGAUGGUUGUGGUGAAUUGAGAGUUUGACCAGAAUUGUCCUGCUUUAAUAUUUAAAUGUUGAGCGGUAUGCAUAUGAUAUAUGUCCUUGUGACUUCACAUGGUGGUGGAGAGAUAUUAAGAAAAUGGAUAUAAGAAAGAGCUGUGUUUACCUUGAUGAUGACUAAGUUCCUUCCACCAGUAAUUGCAGAAGUAAAAGCCUCCAACUGUUUAGAUUGACUCUUCAAACUGCUCCAAAAUUCCUUUCAGAACAAAAGGUCAUUCCUACCUGUCAGCUUACUCAUGAAAUAAAAAUAUAAAAAUAUG
Messenger RNA from Xenopus laevis (African clawed frog), 4455 nucleotides. RefSeq names its product COE3-like S homeolog (gene coe3l.S). The record is from RefSeq and is a predicted model, not a curated record. Lineage: Eukaryota; Metazoa; Chordata; Amphibia; Anura; Pipidae. Bases 221 to 1990 code for a protein of 589 amino acids. The transcript is spliced from 16 exons.